Messenger RNA from Juglans regia (Persian walnut), 1473 nucleotides. RefSeq lists its product as uncharacterized. The coding region runs from base 85 to 1092 and encodes 335 amino acids. The transcript is spliced from 11 exons. The record is from RefSeq and is a predicted model, not a curated record. Lineage: Eukaryota; Viridiplantae; Streptophyta; Magnoliopsida; Fagales; Juglandaceae.
UUUGGUUGGAAAACUUGAACGGUCAUUACUCUUUCAGUGGCCCCUCUCUCUCGCGCGCGCCACCGCCAGUCCGUACGACUCCAAAUGGCUGCAUUCUUGGCGACGUCCUCAUCCCCGCCGGCCUUUCUUUGCUUCUCCUCCCCUUCUCAUUCCCACUUUCGUCAGAGUUCAUUGCUCCAAUGUUGGAAAGUCUCGGUUUUCAAGGUGCGUUGGCUUAGGACGUUUUCUUCCACGACUUCAAUGGAUUGGAAUAGGAGGAGAAAUUUCAUCUAUGCAGCCAGUCAAGAUGCUGAGGAAGCUUUCAAAAAGACUGUUGAAGUGGAUAAGCUGAUAGAUACACUGAGGGAUGCAAAUCCAAAUGAACUUCAGAAGCUUGUUGUUGAAAAUGUCCUUGCUUUCAAUGAGAGUUUUUGGAUACGCCUUGCAGCAAGAACUGAUACCUGCAAAUCAGAGGAUGAUAAAAAAGAUUACGAGGAAUUGGCUAUAUCUGUGAUGAGCAUAGUGGAUCGCCUUGUUCAUAAGACUAAGGAAAAAAUAGAGUCAGCCACUGACGUUCUCAAGGAGAUAUUGAAACCUGUGGUUGAUGAAGUGGAAGAGGUUACCUGGCCUCCUAGAGACCCUGAGGCCCUCAAAUUAAUGGAGAAAGGGAUAUACCAAAGGGAACAAGAAGGGCAACUAGAUGAAGGUUUUCUUGCAGAGGUUAAUGCACAGCUACGGCAAGCAAAAGAAGAUGGAGAUAAGCCAGGACUGGAGGCUAUGCUGCAAAAGGUUUUGCAACUGUAUGCUUCCAGAGUUCUCUCCAAACGUAGUUAUGCAAAGAAAGGAGAGGAAGUCUUGAAGGCCGAGCAGUUUCUUGAAGCCAUAAUAGAAGCUCCACAGGAAGAAUGGAACAAGCUCUUGAUAAAUGGAAUGACAGUUGGCAAAGGGGAGAUAUCACCAGAGGAGUUUUAUGCAGUCAUUAAGAAACGAAUUGAGCGGACUUUGAUCCGAACAGAGGGCGGUUCUUACCAGCAGCGCAUCCUUACAGAGUAUUUGAAAGGCAUCCAAUCAAGAGCGGAGGAGAUUGUCCAAGUACUUCAGGGCAAACCAUAAUAGUAGCCGUCUAGAGUUGAAGCCAAUUCAAUAUGAUGGUGCAUUACGCAGAAGGCAUAUAACGGGACCUUAGUCUUUCUCUUGUAAGUUUGAAAAUAAAGAAAAAAGAACACCUUCAAGAAGUUGAGAAACUUUGUUCCAAUGCGGACAUGAUGCAUGUGCCAUUCAAGCACCACUCCUAACAUGAGGCAAUGAACUUUCCUUACGGCGCCUAGGUAUCUCUGUUGAAAAUAUUAUCCAUGUACCAUUCAUAGUUCUCUUCAUUUUGAUCACUAUAUGAUGAUAGGUAUACACUUUGUGUAGGAACUGCUCUGCCUCCUGGACCAUAAUAUUUGUGUGUAUGUUUGAGCCUUUGUUUAUCAACAAUGCAAAUUAAUAAUC